Molecule: messenger RNA, 4604 nt
Organism: Hemibagrus wyckioides
Lineage: Eukaryota; Metazoa; Chordata; Actinopteri; Siluriformes; Bagridae
Gene: drd2a
Product: dopamine receptor D2a
Exons: 8
Coding region: 323-1651 (442 amino acids)
Biological process (GO): adenylate cyclase-activating adrenergic receptor signaling pathway; adenylate cyclase-inhibiting dopamine receptor signaling pathway
Cellular component (GO): glutamatergic synapse; presynaptic membrane
Molecular function (GO): G protein-coupled receptor activity; dopamine neurotransmitter receptor activity, coupled via Gi/Go
Source: RefSeq, a predicted model, not a curated record
GCGCACUCACUCCACAUGCCGCAAGCGCUCGGUGCGCACGAGGACUUUCGCGCUUUAGUCGUCCCACUUUCCCUCAAAACCUGCAGAGAAGAAACACGGGACGUUUGUGGAUCCAAAUAAUUUAGAAGGCGACUUUGAAAGGAUUUGGGUUGUCUUCACGAAGUAGUUGCUGAAAGCAGUGAGUUAUCUAUCCGACGGCUCCUUGUGGACAUGCGCAUGCGCUGGAAGAAAGUGGAUUUAAAACACCUUCGGCACUGUACUGCUCUGUUCAUGAAACUUACGCCGUGAAGGGCCUCUUCUUGGCCUCGGACCAUCACAGCUGAUGGAAGUCUUGGAGGAGUAUCCUUACAAUGAUAGCUUCCUCAAAAAUAGCUUCAGCAGCCUCAACACUACAGAUGGAGGCAGAAGACAUCAGUACAACUAUUAUGCCAUGCUACUCACACUGCUCAUUUUCGUCAUCGUGUUCGGAAAUGUGCUCGUGUGCAUGGCCGUGUCCAGAGAGAAAGCUCUACAGACCACGACCAACUACCUGAUCGUGAGCUUGGCUGUCGCUGACCUGCUGGUGGCGACUCUGGUUAUGCCUUGGGUGGUGUAUCUUGAGGUGGUGGGAGAAUGGAGAUUUAGCACAAUCCACUGUGACAUCUUUGUCACGCUUGAUGUUAUGAUGUGCACAGCAAGCAUCCUUAAUCUUUGUGCCAUUAGCAUUGAUAGGUAUACAGCAGUUGCCAUGCCAAUGUUGUAUAAUACUCGCUACAGCUCCAAGAGGAGAGUCACAGUGAUGAUCUCAGUAGUGUGGAUACUGUCCUUUGCCAUUUCAUGCCCCCUGCUGUUUGGACUCAACAACACAGAGAGCCAUGAUGAAGCGCUGUGUGUAAUCGCGAACCCCGCCUUUGUAGUCUACUCUUCUGUCGUGUCCUUCUACGUCCCAUUCAUCAUCACCCUGCUCGUGUACGUGCAGAUCUACGUAGUGCUACGGAGACGGCGUAAACGUGUCAGCACAAAGCGCACCUACCCAAGCAGCAACAUGGACAUGGGCACGUUGAAGAAAUGCACUCACCCUGAUGAUGUGAAGCUGUGCACAGUCGCCGUGAAGUCCAAUGGGAAUUUCCCAGUUAAUAACAAAAAUCUUUUCGUAAAGGACGUGACCAACAAUGAAAAUGAAAGCCAAAUAGAGGAAAUCACAAACCUCAAUCCUCCAAACCAGAGGACACUCGAUCAGACAGGCGAGAGUCAGCAUGGGCUUUUGCUUGGUUCGAACCACACUGAAAUAGAUAUAGCCUCCAAACCUGAGCUCAAGCCAGCACGGAACGGAAAGACUUACGACGCCUCCAAGAAGGCUAAAGUGUUUGAGACACAGGUGUCUCCCAGUGGCAAAAUGCAGACAUCUGUCAAGUCCUUCAGCAAGCGCAAAAUCUCUCAGCAGAAAGAGAAGAAAGCUACUCAGAUGUUGGCCAUUGUACUCGGUGUGUUCAUUAUAUGCUGGCUGCCGUUCUUCAUCACACACAUAGUGAACACGUACUGUCACGUCCCUGCAGAACUCUACACAGCUUUUACCUGGCUCGGUUACGUCAACAGCGCCGUGAACCCCAUCAUAUACACCACCUUCAAUAUUGAAUUCCGCAAGGCUUUCAUUAAGAUCCUGCACUGCUGAGAGCUGGACUUAUCCGGAGGUGAAGAAAGACACAGCUCAUCCACAUGCAGCGUGCAUUCCUGAAGACUGUUUUAAAAAGGGGACUGAAGGAGACUAUUGGAAACGACGCCGAUGUACUGUAUAUAUGAAGUUCAGGACGUAUUAUUAACCUGAGCAAUUUUACAUGUUUCAUCUCAUGCAACAAUAAGGGUGAUUGCUACAGAGGUUUCUUUCAGUAUAAGCUUGACAGUAUUACUUCUGGGUUUUUUUACACAAUGAAGGUUAAAUGAAGCAUCAUUUAGAUUAUAAUAUCGCAGUCUUCAUAGUGGUGGUGUAAUAUGCAGCAGCAGUAAGAACAUUUUCAUGCACUAAUGCAAGAUCCUCAGCUGACAACCAAUUCUAUAUUUACAUGUGUAUAUAAAAGUAAUAUGCACAACAACAAAAAGCUUUUUUGAAAAUAAUAUUGAGGAAAUGAUUUCAUUAUUGAUGAUUUAGUCUCCAAAGUGACUCCAUGAGAAAUUUGUUCUAAGUGCAUUUUGGUCAGAGUUAAAUUGAACAAAAUGAUAAGAAAAGGUACAAAGGGGUAACCGCAAACCAUAACAUGGUGUACAGCUUGUGAGAGAAAAAUGCCACUCAACCCAAUCAAACCAGUUUGCAAAAAUUGUGCAGUUUUAUUGUACGGUAUUGUUUAUACAUGCAUACAUACUGUAUAUGUGUAUACACACACACACACACACACACACACUCACAUACACACCGAUCAGGUAUAACAUUCUGAGCAGUGCCAGGUGGAGUGAAUCUCCUCAUCAUGGCACCUUUUAGUAGGGCAAGCGUAAGGAUUUGAGCGAGUUCGACAACGGCUAAAUUGUGAUGGCUAGACCACUGGAUCAGAACAUCUCCAAAACUGCAGCUCUUGUGGGGUGUUCCCGGUCUGCAGUGGUCAGUAUCUAUCAAAAGUGGUCCAAGGAAGUGUUGAACCAGCAACAGGGUCAUGAGCGGCCAAGGUUCAUUGAUGCACGUAGGGAGCGAAAGUUGGCCCGUGUGAUCCGAUCCAACAGAUGAGCUACUGUUGCUCAAAUUGCUGAAGUUAAUACUGGUUCUGAUAGAAAGGUGUCAGAACACACAGUGCAUGACCGGUCAGGGUUGUUUUGGCAGCAACUAGGGGGACCAACACAAUAUUAGGCAGGUGGUUAUAAUGUUAUGCCCAAUCGGUGUGUAUAUAUAAAUAUAUAUAAAUGUGUGUGUGUGUGUGUGUAUCUUACUACUGUAAGAUGCUAUUUUGAGAACAUCUGUUGAAUGUGAAAAGCUUGGUUUGAAGAAAAUACAGCAUGUUCUUUUCACACGUACUUUAAUAAAAGCAGAUACAUUUACGUUCUGCAGAAAAAAAAAUCAGGAAUAAAUAAAAUGUUCUAACAUAAUAUAAUAAAAUAUGAUAAAAAAAUAAAUCUUCUAGGAGCUGUUUAUUUUAUUCAGUGCCAAACGUGAAAUACAUGGGAUUUUAAUUUUCAAAAAAGGCAAAGGAGACCUUCAGAGUAUCUGAAGUGGAAAUGAUAAUAAUGCUAAUGUCACAACAUGUUUAAACAAAAACUAGAACAGUUUUAGUUUUUAUAUCCAACAGUAUCAUGAAUCUGGCUGAAACCAACAGAAAUGAAAGUGGACCAUUUUUUCCUUGUAGCCUUCCUCAGCUCACUUGGAUGUUUCCCUCGGCUGAGACUGGUUCCUGCGGGCGAUGUCUAAACAAAAUGCCGUGAAGCAGCUUGAUGUGCAUGUGUGCUUUGGAUAGCACGGUGUCAUUAGCCUCAUAGCAACCGUCUGUGCGCUGCGCCGGCUAGGGACCUGAGGCACUGUGUCCUUGCUUACAGCACUAGCACACACCAACUGAGAGUUUCAGAUUGCUUUGGUCUAACAGUCAGUCUAACACUGGAAAACGUCACACACCAGCCACUUUAUUAGGAACACAUGUACCCCUGCUCAUUCAUCCAAUCAUACGGCAUCACCGCAAUGCAUCAGAUCAUGCCGAUAUAAGUCAGUUUUAGUUAAUACAUCAGAAUAAGGGGGAAAAAAACAUUGCUCUCUGACCAGGGGAAUAUUUCAGAAACACUGGGAUUUCCUCCAGACACAUACAACAGUCUCUAACCUUUACACAGAACGGUGUGAAAAACUAACAUAAACAUGGCCUGGUCUUUUUCCAAUCUUCACCUGUCUUGUUUUGGAAAGCCUUUACACACACUGCAGCCUCAGCUUCCUGUUCUGAACCAAGUGAAACCCAGCUCUGUCUUCUGCUGCUGUAGUUCAUCCGUCGCAAUGUGUGUGAUACUUUUCUGCUCAAAAGUGGGAAAAACUGGUUGUUUGGGCUUCCGAGACCUUCCUGUCAAACCAGUCAAGUUUUUACUAGUGUAGAUACAGUGAGGUAAAAUAAACCCAGAGCGAUCCAUUAUUCCUUCUGAGACCUUGAGAAAAGAAAGGAAAAUUGCUACAACAAAUAUUUUUUAGUUUCUGUUUGUGUUUUCAGGUCUAUGGAAAGGUUUUUAUUUUGGCAGAAUGACAGGAUUUUGUGCAUCAACCACAGACAGGUAAGAGCAGAGUCCUCUGAGCAGGAUAAGAACUGAGUUCAGUUUUUGAUCCAGUACUAGGAGGUGAGCCGAAUAAAUAAAGGACUUCUGACAGCUUUCAACUUCAAACUGCAAGCAAGGGAACGGCAUUCACAAAGAAAGAUAACUUGUGUAUAGUUGCUCAUGCAUCAUACAGAAAACAAUUAAAAUUUGAGAGGCAGAGGACCUGAAAAUAUAGGGAACAUACAUCAGUCAUAACAUUGUGAGCAGUGAGAGGUGAAGUGAAUAAGACUGAUCUCCUCAUCAUGGCACCUGUUAGUGGGUGGGAUAUAUUAGAUAGCAAGUGAACAUUUUGUCCUCAAAGUUGAUGUGUUAGAAGCAGGAAAAAUGGACAAGCGUAAGGAUUUGAGCGAAUUUGACGA